AUGUUUCCCCGUCAUCCAAUGGCGCGGCGGAGUGUGGAGCCAUGGCGCUUCGGGAUCAUCAAAGCUCUGAUCCGAUCAUUCGACCAUGCAACUUCGUGUAACAAAGGAAUAAGUUCACCUCCCAUCCUUACGCUGCCAGCAUUGCCGGCUGCGGCGGGUGGCCCGAGCCUUAUGGCGCCUUUGAAUGCCACCGUCACAGGCCCAACCCUUGCCCAUCGACAACUGGAAUGCCUGACGAGGAACUGCACAGACAUGGGUGCUUCAGCUGCCACUCUCACCUUGAAGACCCCCUUCAAGAUGACGUUUCUGACGAUGGACUCCUCCACUCACUGCUGGCUCCUUGAGCCAGAGCACGAGCAAGUCCGCAACGCGUCCACGACACGAUCACGACCGACUCCCGUCGCACCGAGUCGCAUUGUACCGCAAAGAAUCUAG
This is a messenger RNA of Pochonia chlamydosporia 170, 435 nucleotides long. RefSeq lists its product as hypothetical. The record is from RefSeq and is a predicted model, not a curated record. Lineage: Eukaryota; Fungi; Ascomycota; Sordariomycetes; Hypocreales; Clavicipitaceae. The transcript has a single exon. Bases 1 to 435 code for a protein of 144 amino acids.